Messenger RNA from Trematomus bernacchii (emerald rockcod), 3278 nucleotides. It is a transcript of the gene incenp, whose product is annotated as inner centromere protein. Gene Ontology annotation, biological process: meiotic spindle midzone assembly; metaphase chromosome alignment; positive regulation of protein serine/threonine kinase activity. NCBI's taxonomy places the organism in Eukaryota, Metazoa, Chordata, Actinopteri, Perciformes, Nototheniidae. The coding region runs from base 177 to 2657 and encodes 826 amino acids. The record is from RefSeq and is a predicted model, not a curated record. Gene Ontology annotation, cellular component: chromosome passenger complex; meiotic spindle midzone; kinetochore. Gene Ontology annotation, molecular function: protein serine/threonine kinase activator activity. The transcript has 21 exons.
AUUUAAACGGUUUCAGCGGGUUAGCGUGGAGCAGGGAAGUUGUUGAGAGUGGACACGAUACGUAAAAUAAUGGGAAGAUUUUAAGACAUUUAUAUUCACGUCAAUAUGCAAUUGAUUUAGCUUUUAAAGCGGACAAACGAGUAUCGGAUUUACUUUUUUAAGAGACUUGGACAUCUAUGUCUUUCCCUCAGGCUGCCAACAUGAACUCCGUACUAACAUCAGUACAAUCCCUCAUGCAAAUGUUUGAUGGCAAAGCAAAGGAAUUCACCGAUGAAAUUGAAAAUGUCCACAUGGUCUGGCUCGAGGAGAUCCAACAAGAAGCCAACCGCAUGUUCUCAAGGGAUUUUAAUGCAGAACCAGAAUUGAUGCCAAAAACACCGUCACAGAAAAAGAAUAGUCGCAGGAAGCGUCUAUCUUCAGGGCAUCAGGAAGCGAAUCCAGCCAGAUUUUCAAAGGGAAAGCGCAGUAACCUUCGUGGCUCCAUUGUCAAAUCACUGAACUUGAUUACUGAAGAAGAGAUCAUUCCCGAGGCUUCCACCUCUCAGACCGACACCACCUGGCAGCCUAAACGCACCACCCGCAAAAACAACAAUAAACUACAAACACAAUCUGAGGUGGCAGAGGAUGUGAGCUUAAAACCUGAGGAGGUUCAGAACAAGAAGCCAGAGCUGGUAGAGGUGGAAGAAAAUAACAUAGUGGACAAUGUAGAAGACAAGCCGGACUACAUAUGUGGCGACGCCCAGUCCCCACCUGCAGUACCAUCACCCGAGGUUGUUGUCAGCAUCUCUGCCUCAGACCGAUUGUCUGCAGAGUUGGUUAAAGAUGUGCAGCUCUCUCUUGGUCGUUCAGCUGCCAAGAUUGCAAUAGCGGGCGCAGCUCUGAGCUCACGGCGGAGCUCACGGCGGAGCUCUGUGCACUGCUCCCUCAAAGUACGCCACUCUCUGGCCGGUCUGCGGCACAGUAUGACCCAGGAGUCUCUUCGCCGUGCCUCGCGUCGCUCCAUGCUGAAGAGGCAGGUGUCUCGUAUGGGAAAUUCCAUAUGUAGCAGCAACAUUGAUGAGCACUCUUCUGUGGACUCGGUAGAGGAAAUGGAGGCAAUGCCAGAAGCUGUAAGUGCAGAUGAAAAUGCUGCUGCUGAAGAAUGUAUUGAAACUCUGGAGCGCCAGAUCAUCGGACGCAUAACUCGAUCAGUGGCCGCAAACUCUGCGGCGGCAUUAUCACCGGUUACAUCUGAACUCUCAGUGUUCACUCCCAAAAAGAAAACGGCUGCAGAGAAAAAACUGAUGGCAGUUCGCAUGUCACGUCUUAGUCAAAAACGCAAAGCACAAGAUACUUCAGAGGAAACUCCCACAAAGCACUCUCUUCCAAAGAAAAGCGCAAGUGCAAUGAGACCCAACAUGAAGUCUUUCCUCCACACUGUGCAGAAGAAUCAGCUGCUCAUGAUGACUCCAAAUUCCCUCGGCCGCUCUGCUGUUUUUAAAUCCUUCAUCAAACAAAACACUCCUCUGAAAGUUGAUCCAAAGUUGAGUUCUCGUAUAGUGACAAAAGAGCGUUACAAACUGGAAGCACUUCAGAAGAAGCGGGAGCAAGAGGAGGAAAGGAUGAAGAAGAUGGAGGAAGAGAAGAAAAAGAGAAAUGACGAACUCAAAAGGAGGAGGGAUGAGAGACUGAAGAAAGUGCUGGAGGCUAAAGGCAAAGAAGAGCAGAGGGAAAUGGAAAAGAAGAAGAAAAUCGAGCAAAAAAUGAUUCAGAUUGAUGAGAAAAAUGAUAAGCGCCAGGCCGAGGAGAACAAGAAGAAGAAGUUGGCUGUUAAACGUCAAGAGGACCUGGAGCAGAGGAAGAAGCAGGAAGAGGAGGCUAAAAAGAAGAUUCAGCAAGCCGAGGAAGAGAAGAAGCAGCAGGAAUUACUGGCCAAGAAGAAGGCAGAGGAAGAGGAACAGCGAACUCUCAAACUGGCGGAAGCUCGCCAAGCACUGGAGCUGAAGAGAGAGCAAGAGAGAGACAGGCUAGCUGCUGCUGAAAGGGAGCGGGAGGAAAAAGAAAAAGCUCUCGUUCUGCAACGGGAACUGGAGAGAGCUGCGAGAGAGAAGGAGAGGAAAGAACUGCAGGAGAAAAGAAAGGCGCUUGAGGAAAACGGAAGACUGGAGGAGCAGCAGCUGAGAUUAGCUGCAGUAGAAGUGGCUGCGAAAGAGAGAGAGGCUGCUGCUAAAAAGGCUGCUGAAGCACAGAAGGCUACUGCUAGCUUGAAUUUAACUGUGGAUAUUCAGUCCUCUGUACUGACCACUCCUGUAGGAAAAGGUGCUGGCUUCAAUGUGACCAUAGAUUUGGAGAAAUCCCCACAAUCAUACUCCCUCACUCCAAAGGGGCGAAACAAACCUACUACGUCCAAAACUGCAGAGGAUUAUGGGAUGGACCAAAACAGUGACGACUCAACUGAUGAUGAGUCUGCGCCCAGGAAACCUAUCCCAUCAUGGGCAGAAGGUCACAUGCUGCAGCAGAUCAUUGUGAAACAGUACUACAACCCUCCUAAUUUUGAAAACAAUUUGGGAAUAAUUGAACCACCAAAACUGGAAACCAUCUUUAACAAGAAUAAGCCUCGCUAUAUGAAACGCACCAGCUCUGCUGUGUGGCACUCUCCUCCAAAUGGAAGGAAGUAAUGUCUGUACACUGACACAGAUACACAUUGCUGUUUAAACUUUGGAAGUCUGUUUCCAGUAUAUUUGUUUCAAAUAGUCAUUUAUUUUUCAUAAAAUAAUUGAUGCUUCACCCUUCAACUUGGACUUGAACAUUGCUGUGUAUUAUAAGUGGGAUGUGAAUGUUUAAAAAUUGCGGCCAAGUACAAGCUUUUAUUUGUGUAAUCUGUACUGACUGUGAUUAUGGUAGAUUGUUAUGUUUGGGAUUUAUUAAAUUGUAUUAUUAAAAAUGUAAUCCAGGUUUCAGCUUUUGAUUGUAUUUUAUAAUAAUGUUUCUCUAUUGUAGCUCAGUGCUAAAAUACCUGUGUUCAGGUAACUACUAUAUUUACCAGGUGCCACAAAUAAAUGUGUUUGUGGAUGCAUUAUGCGUCUUUGUCACACAUUUUGACUAGCUUUAGCUGCAAACCAUGACGGUGAGCAGCAUGUCCUUUAGAUUUUAACUGAUUGGAAUAUGGCCAUAUAUUAUAAAAUACACGUCGACUCAUGGCACGUUAUCCCUGCUAUGGUAUGUCAAUCUUUCCAGCAGCCGAUUGCAAUAUGGCCCUACUUUAACCGUUCAAAAAUAAAAGCACUUGUUAAAAGCCA